GGUCUCUCCUUCAUCCAGACCUUUGGCGAUCUGUCUAUUAAUCUGUGGUCACGUCACGUCGCGUCUGGUUCAUCCACGUAUCCGUCGUCGUCGUCGUCGUCGUCAUUAUCAUCACUGUCAACGUUCGCGAUCUCCUGUGUCUCGGACACGUUGGCAUCUUGGCCGUUGCAUCGCACAUCCGGGCGUCGCCAUGGACCACGUCGGCCUGCUGCUGCAGCACUCGCAAUACGUGUACGCGGUCCCAGUGGGUAUCGUGCUGAUUUUUGCCAUACUCGUGUUUGCCUUCGGUUUCAAGAAGGCCGAGCAACCGCCGUUCGCCCAGCUGUCCGCAGGCUCCGACGUGGACCGAAAACUCGCCAGGAAGCGUGGCAAGGUCCGCGAGAAGAAAGCUACUAAUGGACAGAUUGCAUCUGAGAAAACAAGUCCAGCUAAAAAGACAUUAGCUGCAAAGGUGGAAGUUCCAAAGAAAGGUACAAAAGGAGAUGAUGUUGAUGGUAAGCUAAAGGAACGCAAGCAAGAAGAGAACAAGAUCACCACGACUAAGAAAGAGAAGGAGCAGGUCUCAGCUAAGAUUGGGAAAGAGAACAAAGUGGAGCAGGUGAAGAACAAGAAGAAUUUGAAGAAUUUAUUCCAGGAAAAACCUGUGGACUUUGACGACGGAGACUGGGAGCAAGCCUAUUCUCGUAAGGACAAGAAGAAUAAGAAGAAGGAGGAGGAAUCCCCUUCGAAGAAAAAUAAGAAAAUUUCUAAGAAGGCUGAUUUAAUAAAUGAGGCCAAGCAAAAGGAGCAGGAGAAGCCCGAAAUCAAAGAUAAGACUGCUAAAGAAACAGAAAACAAGGAACUCAAGGAGAAAGAGAAGAAAGAAGUAAUUUUGACACCUAUCUCUGAUGUAGAGAUAGAUAAAGCCAAAGAACUUGAUAAAGAAGAACAGAACAAGGUCGAAAAAGUCGAGAAGGAAGAAAAAAAAACUGGAAAGUCAAAGAAAAAUAAGAAGGUUUCUGAAGGUGAAAAUACACCCACUUCGGUACCAUCCACACCAAAGUCGGAUAAUAAGCCUGUUGCAGAAGAACCGCAAAAACAGCUGGCUAAUUUGGAAAAAGUAGCCACAAAUAAUGAAGAGAAUAAAAUGGUAGAAAGUAAAGAGAAAAUUGCUGUGUUCGACGAAUUGGGAGACGUCUGGACAGAAGCAAAACCUCAGAAAAAAAGUAAAAAAAAGGCUCGUAAGGAUAACUGAGGAUGAUUAUAUGCAACGCUAAUGAUAUUAUUCCUUACGAAAGGGAAUAGAGUGAUAAUCGUCCUGCUUGGUCCAAAGGGCGUUUAUCGCUUUCGACAAAUCAGGUGUGUUUUAUGACUUAAUAAUCGCGACCAUCUGACCAAAAAUCGUUCCUUUCUCAUUGUACAUAAUAGUAAUUGGACUAGAUUGUUCAAUUAAUUAUGAUUUUUUUAGUUAGUCAUGACUUCCAGGUCGCGUGACAGCGCUAUAUAUAGGAUGAAGAUUUUUUUUGUACGUUUUUCAUUUCUCUUAGUCCAUCUUAUAUCUUGCAUUUAAUGAGAGUGGCAUAAGUCAUAAUUAUCAUUAAUGAGAUAAUUCUUGUACACAUAUUAACUUCCUUAGGUACCUUUACAUAUGUCCAUAAUAGCAUAUUAUUUCAUUUAUGUAAUUAUAGAACUAUAUGUACAGUGGAUCUGUAUCAUGAAGUUGUGUAAUGGUUAAGAAUGGUACUUAGACCAUUUAUGUCUCUUUUGUUGAGUAAUCUUAUAAAGAAGAUUUGUAUAAUCGUAUUAUUUCUACUUUAAGAAAAAAAAUGUACGCAUUGUCGUCUCGCUGUUACUUAAGAAUCGGUUUUAAUUUUCUCAUAUGGAUGGUUGAGGGCAAAAUGCAAAAAGUACAUCAACAGAAUAUUCCAGUGAUAUUCAUAAUGCAGGACAAUCUUCGAAAGUGGUAAACUUAUAUUACUGAUGUAUCUUAUAAUAAAGUGUCUCGUAUUUUUCUACAUAAUUAGUCGCUAAUGAUAGAUUAUUUUUUGUUUCAAAGAACAGAGAGCAUCGAGAAUCUAUCUGGUAACAAUUAGCGCAUUCUUAACACGUUCUCUUGUUAAAUACAUCAGUAAUAUAAGUUUCUUGGAAUGGUAUAAAUGACAUCACAUAUGGUGGCAUCCAAUUAUGCCAAUGUGAUAACGACAAUUAAUAACUUUAAAUUCUGAUUUAUGCCAAUAUAUACAUUGGUGUGUGCAAUGUAAAUUUACAAAGAUAUAUAAAAAUGUUAAAAAUUUUGAGAAACAAGAGCUAUGUAAUAUAUUUUGCGAUAAUUUACAAAUAAUUCACAGAUUUGUUAAUUAAUGCUGUUGUAUAUUUCAUGUCUAUGAAAAUGAAACAAUAUAUGAACUCGAAAAAAUUUA
Nylanderia fulva is the source of this 2399-nucleotide messenger RNA. RefSeq lists its product as uncharacterized. The record is from RefSeq and is a predicted model, not a curated record. NCBI's taxonomy places the organism in Eukaryota, Metazoa, Arthropoda, Insecta, Hymenoptera, Formicidae.